AAAGCAUGGGCUUACUACAGUCCAUAUUUUGUUCUUUUGUCUUCUGUAUUGAAAGAGUGCUAACAUGGACCUGCUGCGCUUUUCUGCUGAUGCUGAUGAUGUUUGUGAUCAUCGUGCUGAUGGUGUACGGCAUAUCAGUUGGAUAUCAUUAUGCGCAAAAGGAACUUGCUUCUUUCGCAUUGACGUCCAGAACUACGACAGAACCUUCGAUAUUGAGACGAGCUGGCGGCGAUGAUCGACCAGUUGUACGACUGGUUGCAGUCAACCGAUCUGAGAAGCGGUCCGCACCGGAACCUCUUAUCGUAUACCAAACUAGAAGCCCAGGCGAAAACGUUUACUUGGAGACAUCUGAAACUCCAGUUGUGUUUCUUGAAACAGAAAGGCCACCUAAAGAACCAGAAUUAUCACAAAGUGAAAAAGAACUGACGCGGAGACUGAUAGGCAGAUUUCGCCGCUCGAGGAACACUACCUCCACAUCGGAACCAUUUCUACGUCCACUAAACAGCACCGAACCGCCUAUUCCAGCAGCUGCAUAGAAGUCACCACCUUUUGCAACAUAUUGUAUCUAGAAAUUAAAGUAUCGUGCGUAGUACUCAUAAAUAGUUCCGCUAUACUCUAUACUGGAUUCAUAGGUGUACGCUCGAAAAGUUCGACACACGUAAAUCCUUAUUCAUGAGCUUGUCGAAGGACGCAGCGCAGGCAAAUGACACCAAUGCGCGAGGCCGCUAAAAAUGGUUGAGGUUUGAGAAGGAUUUAUGCUGGUUUUUGACGCUGGGACCGAUGGCCAAGCAUGAGAAUUUAUUAUUCCCAUAAAUAUACAUUUAAUAAAUUGAAAUUUCACACGUAAACAAUCACUAUUGUAAAAUGAAACUCGUACGGAAGCUAUAAUUAGAUUAAAGAAAGAUUUGAUAGAUUUCUCGUACCCCUCUGUUUGAAUCUACAAUUGCUUUGUUGGCGCUGUAGGUAAUAAGAGUGUUCAGGGACUGAAAAGGUACCUACUCCUAUCUUUAUGUGGCGCUUCAAAUGGGGACGAACGCCAGUCCAGUUGUAUUGAGAGGUCAGUGUGAAAGAUGAUCUCGACAAAAUAAAACAUUUUCGGUGUAAAAAA
This is a messenger RNA of Pararge aegeria (speckled wood butterfly), 1108 nucleotides long. RefSeq lists its product as uncharacterized. The transcript is spliced from 5 exons. Lineage: Eukaryota; Metazoa; Arthropoda; Insecta; Lepidoptera; Nymphalidae. The record is from RefSeq and is a predicted model, not a curated record. The coding region runs from base 6 to 536 and encodes 176 amino acids.